Drosophila bipectinata is the source of this 6118-nucleotide messenger RNA. It is a transcript of the gene Kdm2, whose product is annotated as Lysine demethylase 2. Gene Ontology annotation, molecular function: protein binding; histone demethylase activity; DNA binding. NCBI's taxonomy places the organism in Eukaryota, Metazoa, Arthropoda, Insecta, Diptera, Drosophilidae. Gene Ontology annotation, biological process: protein demethylation; regulation of transcription by RNA polymerase II. The record is from RefSeq and is a predicted model, not a curated record.
UCUGUUUUGGUUUUAAACUGGCGGCACACACACCCAAAAAUACUACAUACGCGGGUGACCGAAACUGUGCUGGGUGACGGCUGUGUGUGCGUUUGUGUUGGCCUAUGUACGUACACAUAUGUACGUAUUAAUUAUAAUUAAAAUUUACUUCAUGGCACAAGCGAUAAAAGAUUGUAAUUCAGAGAACGGGAAGCGGCGACGCUGUCAGAACAAAAGCAAAAGCAAAGCCACCACCAACACAAUCGCAUCCGCAGCAGCGACAACAGCAGAGGCAGAGUCAGCAGCAGCAGCGGCAGCGGCCGAGCGAAAAAAGAAAAAAAUCUGACAAAAACUAGAUACGAGGCGGCGAAGUGCAAAUUUAGAAUUCUUAUUACAAGUUCAUGGGAAAGUAGCCGCCGUGACGAAUAUUCGUGGAGCCAAGUGAGUGGAGCAGCAGCAAGCGGUGCGUUGUGUUGCUCAUCCUCGGCGUUUUUAAGUUUUGAACGUUGAAUUUGUCGAAUUGUUGAAUGGCCCAUCGUCGCGACUCGCGAGCCACAUAGUAGACCAGUCCGAGUCCGAGUCCGAAUCCGAGUCCGCGUACCACGCAUCCGAAAUCUGAAUCCCACCUCGCUCGCUUGCUGGUUCGGCUCUCUCUCUCGUCGUAAUCUCGCCACGGAUUCUCACCUCGGUGGCGGCACUGGCGUAGCCCUGGGCAGCAGCACACGUGGUGGGGGCGCCCGGACGCAGUGAGCCCCACGCCGGCGAGCCACUGUUCUUGCCGCGUGGUGAGUUCGACGGCUGGGUCCCCAACUCGUGGUGGCGUGGUGUCUCUUUGCGCCUGACUUGGCUCCCUGGGCUCCGACGGGCUCUGCCUCAAUCGACGUUGAACCGUGUGGGUGAGCAGGUGCGCAGCUCCUCAGUGUCGCGUGGCUGCCUGGUGUGUGUGUGUGUGCUGGCGUUCAAUUUGUGUGAAUUCAGCUUGGUGGCCGAGAAAGAGUGCUCGCGGAGUGGAACCGAACGUUCACACAUAAGGAGGAAAUAAAUAGAAAACUAAUUCAAGUCGCAGGCACACGGGCUUAUUAAAAGGCAGCGAUGUCCACCGCCGUUGAAACGGGGUCGUCGCCUGCCAAGAGCAACAACAGCAACAGCAACAACGGCAACAGCAAUAGCGGCAACGGUAAUCCCAGCCCAAAUGCAAAAGGCGUGCAGCGUCGUCAACUGCGGGAGAGGAAGCAGCGCAAGCUUUAUCUGGACGAGUGGUCGCUGGGCGAUGACGAUGGAGAGGGGACGCGCGGCUUCAGCGUGGCCGAGAAGCUUGAAUCUUCCAAGUUCGCGCAGGCGGGAAUGGUGCGAGAGAUGCGCGGCUGCGAUCUCACCGUCGCUUUCCUGCAGCAGCACGGUUUCAACAUCCCUUUGCUGUUUCGGGACAAGGCGGGCCUAGGCCUUAAGAUGCCCGAUCCUCAGGAGUUCACCGUCAACGAUGUCCGCCUGUGCGUCGGAUCGCGCCGCCUCCUCGAUGUGAUGGACGUUAAUACCCAGAAGAAUCUGCAGAUGACCAUGAAGGAGUGGCAGCAAUACUACGACAAUCCUCAAAAGGAUCGCCUUUUGAACGUGAUCUCACUGGAGUUUUCGCACACACGACUGGACCGAUUCAUCCAGAGCCCGGAGAUCGUCCGCCAGAUCGACUGGGUGGACGUGGUAUGGCCGAAGCAGCUUAAGGACGCCCAGCGCGAGGGCACCAAUCUGCUGGGCGGCAUGAUGUACCCCAAGGUCCAGAAAUACUGUCUCAUGUCGGUGAAGAACUGCUAUACGGAUUUUCACAUUGAUUUCGGCGGCACCUCGGUGUGGUAUCACAUUCUCCGGGGCAGCAAAGUUUUCUGGUUGAUUCCUCCGACGGAUCGCAAUCUCCAACUCUACGAGAAGUGGGUUUUGUCCGGCAAGCAGGCCGACGUCUUCUUUGGGGACACGGUGGAGAAGUGCGCCAGGGUGUACCUGACGGCAGGUAAUACCUUCUUCAUACCCACGGGAUGGAUUCAUGCCGUCUACACGCCGACCCAAUCGCUGGUGUUUGGUGGAAACUUCCUGCAUUCCUUCGGGAUCGUGAAGCAACUGAAGACCGCCAGCGUGGAGGACAGCACUAAGGUGCCCCAGAAAUUCCGCUAUCCAUUCUUCACGGAGAUGUUGUGGUAUGUCCUCGCCCGGUACGUUCACACGCUGUUGGGCCACUCCCACCUGGAUGGUGAGCCCUCGUUGAGUGAGGCGGAGAUGGCCGCUAGACCCCACACCCAUCUCACCCAUCACGAGCUAUUCGGUCUGAAGGAGAUUGUGAUGUAUCUGUACGAUCUGCCGCCGCAAAAGAAGAACGUGCCCAGCCUGGUCUUAGAUCCGGUUGCUCUAAUUAAGGACGUGCGCUCGCUGGUAGAGCGACACUGCAAGGACCAGCAGGAUCUAGCCAUUACGGGUGUAUCAGUCCUUAAGACUCCGUCGGAUGCCCACCCACAGUUCCAGCUGUACGAUCGAACACGGGUGAAGCAGGAGAUCAAGCAGGAAAUUGCCCGGAAGAACGCCGAAGUGAUCCGGGAGCAGCAGCAACUGGAGGCAGGGCGGGCACGCGAUGCCGAAUCGGAUGCGUCGGCUUCAACCGGAGCGGGAUCCGUUAUGGGAAUGGGAGCUGGCAUCGAGUACAGCAAUGGUGUCAUGAAAAAGGAGCAGCUGGAGAAUGGAAGUGGAGCAUCGGCAGCCGGUCAUACAUCGCAGCCAGAAGCCACCUUUGUUCUGCCGACGGAUACGAUGAAGUAUCGUCCUCCUAAGAAAAUGCAUCUAGCCCAGGCCGUUGCUGCUGCGUCCAGUAGUAGUGGCACACCAGGAGGAUCAACUGGAGGAGGUUCUUCAGUCAUUGCUAGCAAUCAAUGCCCCACUGCCGGAGCAGCAACUGUGGCAGGACUAGGCCAACCCAUUAGCGUUAUUGCCACCUGUUCAAGCUACAGCGACGGAGGAACAGGUGGUGGAAUCUCCAGCCUAGACAACUGUCCAUCCCCGGGCGAAGGAGGGCCAAAGCUGUCUCCCAAUCUGACCGGAGCUGGGCAACCUCGAAGGCGCCGGACCCGUUGCAAAAACUGCGCUGCCUGCCAGCGUUCAGACUGCGGGACUUGUCCUUUUUGCAUGGACAUGGUCAAGUUCGGGGGACCGGGACGGGCCAAGCAGACAUGCAUGAUGCGCCAGUGCUUGUCGCCGAUGCUGCCGGUUACGGCGCAGUGUGUCUAUUGCCACCUGGACGGAUGGCGGCAGACUCCGGUGUCGCCUCAGACCAAGCAGCUGGCGUCAAUUGAUGGGCCCUCGGCGCUGAUGGAGUGUUCGGUGUGCUACGAGAUCGCCCACCCGGACUGUGCUUUGUCCCAGUUGGACGGAACUGAAGAUGCCGCGGAUGCCAAGGGCAUUGUGAACGAAGACUUGCCAAACAGCUGGGAGUGUCCAAGUUGUUGUCGGUCUGGAAAGAACUACGACUACAAGCCCCGUCACUUCCGUGCCCGUCAGAAAUCCUCGGAGGUUAGACGAGUGUCUGUAUCCCAUGGUCCGGGAGGCACUGGCGAUGGUCAUCAGGAGGGAAGUGGCCUGCCCCUUCCAGUCGGUCAAUACAAUGACUUUGUAUUCACCAGCGAAUCGGAAAUGGAGUCCGGGACAGCAAGCGGCCAUAUGACGCACUGGAAGCAUGGAAUGAAGCGCCAUCAUCAGCUGGAGGUCAAAACCGAGCGCAACAAUAGCUGCGACACGCCGUCUCCUGGCAUUUCGCCAAAUGCCGUGGGAGGAGAUUCCAAAGUAGGAAAGCGGCGCAAGAGCGAUGAUGGAACCAGCGUCAGCAGCAGCAUGCAGGAGAGUAACGAUGCUCCUUGUAGCUCUUCCGUGGACGGAGCAGCUGGAACGGGCAACCCCAAUGUCUCCACCAGCCAGUGGAGCAGCGGAGGUGGCGGUGGCUCCCGAAAGAAGAACUCUAUUCGCUCGCAACUGGCUCAGCAGAUGCUGAACUCUUCGACGCGGGUUCUUAAAAAGCCGCAGUAUGUUGUGCGUCCCGCUGGCAUAUCCAGUUCCUCCUCCUCGGGCGGCAAUGGGUCAGGUAGUGCGGGUGGCACCAAUGGAAUCAGUAAUGGAAACAACCAAAGUGGAGCCAAUUUCAGUGGAAAUGGAGAGAGAGGUGCCAACAAUGGAGGAUUAAGUGGCUCCAAUGGACUGAGUCACCACAGUUCGGCCCAGAACCUGGCUAUGGACCCCACUGUUCUUAAGAUUAUCUUCCGCUACCUGCCGCAGGACACACUAGUCACCUGCUGCUCGGUGUGCAAGGUGUGGUCCAACGCUGCAGUGGACCCUGAUCUUUGGAAGACUAUGAACUGCUCGGAGCACAAGAUGUCGGCUUCAUUGUUGACAGCCAUUGUGCGUCGGCAGCCGGAGCACCUGAUCCUGGAUUGGACGCAAAUAGCCAAGCGUCAGUUGGCCUGGCUGGUGGCCCGCCUACCCGCUCUCAAGAAUCUCUCGCUGCAAAACUGCCCUAUUCAAGCGGUACUGGCGCUCCACACCUGCCUCUGUCCGCCACUUCAGACCCUGGACUUGAGUUUUGUUCGUGGAUUAAAUGACGCUGCUGUCCGGGAUAUACUCUCGCCACCAAAGGAUUCACGGCCUGGCUUGAGUGAUUCUAAGACGCGGCUGCGGGAUCUCAAAGUGCUGAAGCUAGCUGGUACGGAUAUCUCCGAUGUGGCCGUGCGGUACAUAACCCAGUCACUGCCGCAUUUGCGCCACCUGGAUCUCUCAUCGUGCCAGCGGAUCACGGAUGCUGGGGUGGCCCAAAUAGGCACCUCCACCACGGCCAUCGCCCGUCUAGCCGAACUGAAUCUUAGUGCAUGCCGCUUGGUAUCGGAAAAUGCUCUGGAACACCUGGCCAAGUGCGAGAUGCUUGUGUGGUUGGAUCUGCGCCAUGUGCCACAAGUGAGCACCCAGUCGGUUAUUCGCUUUGCCAGCAACUCCAAGCACGACCUGUGCGUCCGAGACAUCAAGUUGGUGGAGCGCCGACGUAGGAACUCGACAACAGUGGUCAGGAGCUGGCACCACGACUAGAUUAAUGUUGAUCUAAGCACUCUUUCUAAGCCCCAACCCCGUUAACUCAUCCAAGUCGUCGGAGGGCCCUCAGCAUAAGUUUUAUUUGAUUUUUGAGCGCUAAGCUAGUCAGGAAUGAAGUAUGUUCCGGUCCGGUUCGGUCUGUGGGUCCGUGUUUAUCGAAUGCAAUGGCCGUUUAUGGGGGUUAACUCUUCGAAGGUCACUGAUGAGGAUGUCUGGCAGCAUCCGAAAUACGCAACUAUCACCAAGUGUCUCACCUGCUAUCUGACCAGCCAGUUUUGUAAUCCAUUUUAAUUCAAAUUUUAAAAUUAAAACUCUCCUCUUAGUUCUUUUAUAUCGGAUAGUGAUUUUUUCCAGUUUUAAUCCGUCCGUUUCAUGGAUAUUUUGCAUCCGUUUGGACAUUGCGAAGGGCCCUGCUCCGGUUGGUCCGGAGGAUAAUGGUUUUCUAUAGACACCACCACCUCUCACUCGGACUUAGCGUAGUGAUUAAGAUUAGCAUUCCCAUGAAGGUAGUCACCCCUAUUCAGUGUCAUAUGUCUAAGGUAUCCAGGAAAAGAAGGUAGCACUAGGUGCACACCCAUCCAGCUUAUUUAAACCCAGCUCGCACUAAGAACCACAGGCAUAAGCGAUGCGUUUCGGGACUGUAAAAACUGUGCAACAAAAUGAUUAUUUUAUUUGAUUAUUAAGCAAAUUUUUUAUAGAAAUUUUUAAUUUUUACAAAUUAGGCCUUACUCUCGAUGCAAUUGAAACGAAUGAGUUUCGCCCUCCCGGUUUCGCAGUUCCGAGCCACAUUGUACUAGAGCUCAUACCGCAUGUAUGGGUAUAGCCCGCCUGCCAAGCUGCACCCUGAAUGGAAUCCCCAAUGCCCAAAUCCUAUGUAACUCCCUCAAAAGUCCCGCUCCAGUAGCAGUUAAAAAUAGUGAUAACAUGGCUAAAAUUUACACUUGAGAGCAUGUAAGAAAUACACGCAUACUUAUAUUUAAUGUUUUACAAAAUUACAUUACAAAUAUAGAAUAAUGUUUCAAGACUUCUAGUA